CGUUAUGGGCGGGGCUUGAGGCGGCGUGGGGCGGGGCUUGCGGUCGACGCACGGAACGCGGAGUGAGCGAGGAACGCUGUGCGGUCGCGUUCCGUAGCCGGCAACCCCUGGCUGAUCAUGGACCCCGAGUGCUCCCGGCUGCUCCCGGCCCUCUGUGCUGCACUGGCGGAUCCCAGGCAGCCCCUGGCAGAUGACACCUGUUUAGAGAAACUGCUGGACUGGUUUAAAACUGUCACAGAGGCGGAGUCCAGUCUCCUGCUGCUGCAAGAGAACCCUGCCUUGGUGGAGCUUCUGUCCCAUGUGCUGAAGUCACAGGACAUGAGUUCCAGGGUCCUUUCUUUUUCCCUGCGCCUUGCUGGAACAUUUGCAGCCCAGGAGGACUGCUUCCUGUACCUGCAGCAGGGUGAGUUGCUGCUAGGACUGUUUGGGGAGGGCGGCCCCCAGUGCUGGGCAGCCUGGAGCGUGCCUACUGUGCGUAGCGGCUGGAUCCAGGGCCUGCGCUCCUUGGCACAGCACCCCUGUGCCCUGCACUUCCUGGCUGACAGCGGUGCUGUGGACACCAUCUUCUCCCUGCAGGGAGACCCCAGCCUGUUUGUGGCCUCGGCUGCCAGCCAGCUCCUGGUGCACACCUUGGCUCUGUCCAUGCAAGCUGGAACCACGGGGUGCUCCGGCCUGUGGGACGGGGUGUGGCCUGCCUGUGCCCAGAAGAUUAUGGGCCAUUUGGAAGAGUCCUUGCAAUCCACAGCUGCCCCGCAGGUCACACAGGCCCUGAAUGUCCUGACUUCUACUUUUGGGCGCUGCUACAGCCCGUGGACCGAGACCCUCUGGGGACAGCUGUGUCCCCUUGUGGCCCGCCUGCUGGAGAGGACCCCCAUCCCAGCUGCACACUCACUUGUGGAUCUCCUCCUCAGUGUGGCCCGGUCUCCAGCGCUCAGCUCUUCCCAUGGCAGACUGUGGGAGGCAGUAGCUCAGGCUCUACGCUGCCUAAGCCCCAUGCAAGCUGGGUCUCUGGCCUUGGGGAUGCUGAAACUCCCGCACUGUCCCCAGGCACUGAGGGUCCAGGCCUUCGGAGUCCUCCUCCAGCCUCUGGCCUGUGUUGUAAAGGCCACUGCCCAGGCACCUGGUCCCCCAGGCUGUUCCAUGUGGCCUCCAGGUUGGCUGGACGGGGCUGAAGGCAGCUCCCUGACAGUGGACACGCUUCUAUCUUCCAAGUCGGCCUGUGUGGGGAUCCUGUGCCAGACCCUGGCCCAACUGGAAGAGCUGCAGCCACUGCCCCAGCGCCCAGCGCCCUGGCCCCAAGAGCCACUGCUGGGCGCUGCUGUGACCAUACUGCGGCUUUGCCACGGCUCCGCAACUCCCAGCUCCAGUGGCGGUGGCCGCCUUUGUGCCACUCUGGCAGGCUGCGUUCGUGUCCAGCGAGCUGCCCUUGACUUCCUGGGGACCCUUUCUCAGGAGACACGCUCCCAGGAGUUGGAGAAGGAGGUGUUUGCUGUCCUGUCAGAGUACCUUGGAAGCCCUGACUCCAGUCCCACGGUCUUGAAGAAGGCCUUCCAAACCACACUCAGAUGGCUUCUGAGCUCUCCCAGAACCCCUGGCUGCCCUGACCUCGGCCCCCACCCUCUGCUAUUCCUCAGAGAGCUGUUCCCUGUGCUGCAGAAGCGCCUGUGUAGCCCCAGCUGGGAGGUGCGUGACUCGGUGCUGGAGUUCCUCACGCAGCUCAGCCGGCACUGGGGAGGCCAGGCAGACUUCAGGCGGGCGCUGCUGGCAUCUGAGGUGCCCACGCUCACCCAGCAGCUGCUCCAGGACCCUGAGAGCUAUGUCCGGGCCAGCGCGGUGGCCGCCGCCGGGCAGCUGUCUAGCCGGGGCUUACAGGCCGCCCCCGACAGUCCUGAGCACCCACAGGCCCAGCAGGGCCUGCUCGGGGAGCUCCUGUGCAUCCUAUCCACUGACUCUGAGGGCUUUCCGAGGAGGGCUGUCGUGCAGGUCUUCACUGAGUGGCUGAGGGACGGCCAUGCUGAUGUGGCCCGGGACACAGAGUGGUUUAUUGCCACCGUGCUCCAGGUAGUAAGCCAGGACCUGGACUGGGAGGUCCGGGUGCAGGGCCUGGAGCUGGCGCAGGUGUUCCUGGUGCAGAGGCUGGGCCAGCCCCGCUGUCCCUACAUGGUGGCCCUGCCGGAGGCUGCCUCAGCCACCCCAGUCCCCGAGGUGCUACAGAGUCUCUGCCGGUUGCGGCUCUUUGACUUUGCCUUCCGGGCCUUGCUCGACUGUGACCGACCUGUGGCCCAAAAGGCCUGUGACCUCCUCCUCUUCCUCAAGGACAAGACUGCCAUGUGCAGUGGCCUGCAGGAGGCAGGGGACAUCCCAGGCUCGGCCUCGGGGCAAGUCACCCUACAGAGAUGGCGGGCCGGGGAGCAAGACCAGCUCCCCAGAGACUUGCAGCCCGAGGCCAUGCUGGCCCUGCUGAGGUCCACAGACCUGGAGGGACUGCAGGCCCGGCUGGCUCAGAGCAGUGACCAUAUGGAGAAGAGCCCCCAGUCCCUCCUGCAGGACAUGCUGGCCACAGUGGGUGCGCUGGGGGAAAAUGAGGCCGAUUGCUACUGAGCUGUGUGGCCUCCCUGUUCCGGCCUCUGGUGUCCCUGAGCUCUAGCCCAAGCUGGCUGCACCAAAGCCUCUAGAGAAUGGAUCAAGCCUGGCCUGGUGAGACACACCUGUAAUCCCAGUAUUUAGGAUACUGAGGGCAAGGAAGGUCACAAGUUUGAGGCUUGCUUGAGCUUCAAGAUCUGAUCUCAAAAAAGGAAAUACAAAUUCCCACAUUUUGAUGUGUUAUUAAAGAAGUGUUUUUAUUUUCUAUUCAAA
Molecule: messenger RNA, 2856 nt
Organism: Dipodomys spectabilis (banner-tailed kangaroo rat)
Lineage: Eukaryota; Metazoa; Chordata; Mammalia; Rodentia; Heteromyidae
Gene: Brat1
Product: BRCA1 associated ATM activator 1
Exons: 14
Coding region: 118-2601 (827 amino acids)
Biological process (GO): positive regulation of protein phosphorylation; DNA damage response; cell population proliferation
Cellular component (GO): nucleus
Molecular function (GO): protein binding
Source: RefSeq, a predicted model, not a curated record